This is a messenger RNA of Aaosphaeria arxii CBS 175.79, 1284 nucleotides long. Its product is annotated as HAD superfamily hydrolase-like protein. Gene Ontology annotation, biological process: glycerophospholipid biosynthetic process. Gene Ontology annotation, cellular component: mitochondrion. NCBI's taxonomy places the organism in Eukaryota, Fungi, Ascomycota, Dothideomycetes, Pleosporales. The record is from RefSeq and is a predicted model, not a curated record. The transcript is spliced from 2 exons. The coding region runs from base 1 to 1284 and encodes 427 amino acids.
AUGUCAGGACCAUCUCUCGUCAUUCCUAGUGAGGGACGCUUCAUGCGUCGUCUCAGCUCGAAUGAGGCCACGCGUGAAAACAUCAAACUAGGCCCUACAGUCGUCGUUCCCCCAAAGCACCUCAUGGCUCCGUCAGAUGCCUCAGAAGUGGCAGCCGCCAUGGAAACCGCAAGACACGAGCUUCAAGAUGGAGCAUCCCCUGCAACUCCAACCUCACCCCCAGAGUCAUCGGUUACCGACAAAUAUGCCUUCGCUUUUGAUAUUGAUGGCGUCCUUAUCCGAGGCGGUCGUCCAAUUCCAGAGGCCAUUGAGGCCAUGAAGAUGCUGAAUGGUGACAAUGAAUACGGUGUCAAGGUUCCAUACAUCUUCGUUACCAAUGGUGGCGGUAAGACAGAGUCGGAAAGAUGCGUUCAGCUCAGCAAGCAGCUUGAAAUUGAGGUCUCGCCUGGCCAGUUCAUCUGCGGCCACACUCCCAUGCGAGAGAUGGCCGAGAAAUUCAACACCGUCCUCGUCGUCGGUGGAGAAGGCGAAAAGUGCAGACUCGUUGCUGAAGGCUACGGUUUUAAGGAUGUUGUCACUCCUGGUGACAUCAUCAAAGAUAACGAGGAUACGACGCCAUUCCGUACUCUGACCCCGGAGGAAUACAAAAACUCCAGGGCCCGCAAUUUCGCUGAAGUUGAGAUUGAAGCUAUCUUCGUCUUUGCCGAUAGCCGGGACUGGGCUUCUGACCAGCAGAUCAUCUUGGAUCUUCUGAUGUCUAAGAAUGGUCGCUUGGGUACGCGAUCCGAGACCUUUGAGGAGGGUCCACCCGUUUUCUUCUCCCACAACGACGUUGUUUGGAGCGCCUCUCAUGACCUUACCCGCAUUGGAAUGGGUGCUCUUCGCGUUUCCCUCGAGGCUAUGUUUAAGGCUGUUACUGGCAAAGAGCUGAAGACCACUGCUUUCGGCAAGCCUCAGAUUGGUACCUUCGAAUUCGCUACUCGCCUUCUUCAGCAAUGGCGAAAGGACACCCACGGUAUCAACUGCCCACCAGACACUGUCUACUUUGUUGGCGAUACACCAGAGUCAGACAUUCGUGGCACCAACGAGUACAACAAGCACGCAGAGAACAACUGGUAUUCUAUCCUUGUCCGUACGGGUGUCUUCCAGGAAGGAACCAAGCCUCGUUUCCAGCCUAAGGCAACCGUCGACAAUGUGCUCGAGGCAGUCAAGCAUGGCAUUGAGCGCGAGUACCGCAAGGCUCUGAAGGCUAGCAUCGAAAGCACCGGUGUCAUCUUGGAAUAA